AUGGUGUCCAUGUUGAGUUUGGUCAUUGCGGCCGGAAGUGUCACAGCCGUCCUGUGCAGCGGAGGAGGAGGAGGGGGAGGAGGAGGAGGUCACGGCAUCUUCCACAAGUUUCCUCCAGCCGCCUUCACCAUCGGAUUCGGCCACGACACCGGCAUCAAAAUCGCUCAUGGUGGCCUCAAGGUCGGCGUCGGCAUCGGAGGUCACGGCGGCGGCGGCGGUUACGGCGGCGGCCAUGGCUUGUUCGGAGGUGGCUUCGGUGGAUUCGGCGGUGGGGGACACGGCGGCGGGGGACACGGCAUAAGCAUCGGUCUGCUGGGACACGGAGGCGGUCACGGCUUCGGAGGCGGCUACGGGGGCGGCUUCGGCGGGGGAGGAUACGGCCACGGCUGGUAG
This is a messenger RNA of Ixodes scapularis (black-legged tick), 393 nucleotides long. Its product is annotated as acanthoscurrin-1-like. NCBI's taxonomy places the organism in Eukaryota, Metazoa, Arthropoda, Arachnida, Ixodida, Ixodidae. The coding region runs from base 1 to 393 and encodes 130 amino acids. The record is from RefSeq and is a predicted model, not a curated record. The transcript is spliced from 2 exons.